Suillus clintonianus is the source of this 870-nucleotide messenger RNA. RefSeq lists its product as uncharacterized. The transcript is spliced from 6 exons. Bases 1 to 870 code for a protein of 289 amino acids. NCBI's taxonomy places the organism in Eukaryota, Fungi, Basidiomycota, Agaricomycetes, Boletales, Suillaceae. The record is from RefSeq and is a predicted model, not a curated record.
AUGGAUACACGAACAAUCACAGCAUGCUUAGUCUCAAACUCGCCUGCCAAUGGGUUUGUGGAUGUCAUCAUCAGAGAACCCUUCGAUCAGCAAAACCUGCUUAUCCGCUCCAAGAAAUUCUUUCACAUUGACGCCAACAUCAAAGAAUGCAGAAUCACGUUGUCGCACACUGAAGAACAGAAUGAUCAAUUCCAACUUAUGAUCUUAUACGAUCACGAAUUACACAGAAAGCACAAUUGCCCUUACCUCGCGUACAAAUUCAUCGAUAAAUCCAAUGUUGAUGAUCUCGGAAGGGAAGACUAUAUGGUGGUGAUGAAAGCAAUAGACAUAAUCACUAGUGUUAGUACUGUGCUAUUCCUUCUUGCCCAGCUCUCCUUUUGGGUGGAAGAAGUCCAUUUGAGAGGCAUGAGAACUAUGGACACGAAUGUCGACAGCAAGGAGUAUGAAGAACACAAAGUCCUUUUCAGCAGCGAAGAAGACAUGAAGUCUCACGAACAGCGAAUGCAAGACGAGAAGCAAAAUAUUGCAGUGAAAGUGACUUUGGAUGGCUUCCCAGAUGGCAGAGAUGACACAUGGACCACAUUUGGGACAGGCGAGGUCAUCAAACAGAAACCACAGACUGAGCCAGAUUAUGGCAGGGUGGUAAUGGUCCUGAAGAAGUCGGAAGAUAAUGGCAGAAAACAGCUUGAGUCGCUAGACAAUUUCGGCCAGCAAUGGUUGGGUGAUGUAUUUAAUCUGUGGACAAAGAUUGAAGUUUCAUCAUCACAUUUUGUCAUGGGUGUAAACUUUAGAUUUCCAGAGGCAUCCAAAUGGCGCACACAACUUGAAAUAUUAGCAAUCGCUGUGAGCUUGAUCUUGAAUCAUACCUGA